UCAUAAAACGUGCUCCGAGGCUUCAUUCCACUUUCGUUUUUCCUCCCACUCGCACCCCGGCCUCUCUCUCUCUCUCUCUGCAGAGAAAAUUCCCUCUUUGAUGAGCUUUUCAAUUCCACGUCAGAAUUCAUUUCCUCAAGAUCCUAAGCUUUCUAGAUUACGAUUGUGGUAGACUCCAGGCUUUCAAGUUUCAACAAUCAAGUUCAUUCUAUAACUGCUAUAUAUACCUCUGGCUGCUGUAACUUUGGGAGGACCUGUUAAGUCUACACCUCCAAUCCAGGAUUGGGUUUGAAUUGGAUUCAUGUUUAAGUUUAUUAUUUCUUAUGCCCGUUUCGCUAUUGGGCCUUCCAGACUUACACUGCAGCUACUAGAUGAUUUUACAAUCUGCUUCUGCUAGCUUUGACUUCUUGCAGAUAUUUCCUUACGUUUGCCCAUGUAGUAACUUGAGUGCGAUUAAUGGUUCAAGGAACCAGAGUUUUCUGACGUUUCCCAUGUCUCGAAGAAGAAGGAAAGGAUUAUUUGCCAAUUCAGGGUAUCGAAAAUUUCGAAGGAAAUGGGGGUUUCGCCUGUGCGCAAUACCCACAGAUGGUUCUAACCGAAACUGGAAUGCAGAAUUCGCAAAUUCUACGAGAAGGGCUGCAAAAACUUUCGUCUUGAAACGGGUUUCUAAUGAAUUGGAGGGGGAUGAAUUGUCCCAAGAAUCGCCGAUUCAGUUGAGCUCCAACUUUACCAAUUUCCGAGAAGACCCUAUUGUAGAUAAGCUAAGAACCCAACUGGGAGUGAUACAUCCGAUACCAUCGCCACCAAUUAACCGUAACGUGGUUGGCUUGUUUGUGUUCUUUUUCUUUGUUGGGGUUGCUUUUGAUAAGCUCUGGACCUCAAGGAGGAGAAGCAAAGUUGGGAGCGUAGACACCCGUCGUGGUGUGUGGCCACAGGUGCCCACCAGCUUUUCAUUGUUUCUAGAGAAGGAUUUGCAGAGAAAAGAGUCAGUUGAAUGGGUGAACAUGGUGUUGGUGAAAUUGUGGAAGGUCUACAGAGCUGGGAUUGAAAAUUGGAUCAUCGGACUGCUUCAGCCUGUUAUCGACGACUUAAAGAAACCGGAUUACGUAGAGAGGGUUGAGAUAAAGCAAUUCUCACUGGGGGAUGAGCCAUUAUCAGUUAGAAAUGUGGAGCGAAGGACUUCUCGUCGGGCAAAUGAUUUGCAGUACCAAAUAGGCCUUAGGUAUACCGGUGGUGCUCGCAUGCUGCUGAUGCUUUCGCUAAAAUUUGGCAUUUUCCCAAUUGCUGUGCCUGUUGGGGUUCGAGAUUUUGACAUUGAUGGUGAACUAUGGGUAAAAUUGCGACUAAUCCCAACGGAGCCUUGGGUGGGAGCUGUUUCAUGGGCUUUUGUUUCACUUCCAAAGAUCAAGUUUGAGUUGUCACCAUUCCGUUUAUUCAAUUUAAUGGCAAUUCCAGUUCUCUCAAUGUUUUUGACAAAACUCCUCACUGAAGAUUUACCUCGGCUAUUUGUACGUCCAAAGAAAAUUGUAUUGGAUUUCCAGAAGGGAAAAGCUGUUGGUCCUCUUUCUGAUUAUGUAAAAUCUGGAGAAUUGCAAGACGGAAACAAGGAUUUUGUUGGCGAACUAUCCGUCACUCUUGUUGAUGCUAGAAAGCUUUCUUAUUUUUUCUAUGGAAAGACGGAUCCGUAUGUUAUUCUUACCCUUGGAGAUCAAACUAUUCGAAGCAAAAAGAACAGUCAAACUACUGUGUUUGGUCCCCCUGGUAUGCCAAUUUGGAACCAGGAUUUUCAUAUGCUUGUCACUAACCCUAAGAAGCAGAAAUUACACAUCCAAGUAAAGGAUUCGUUGGGAUUUAUGGAUUUGACUGCUGGAACUGGUGAGAUUGAUCUGGGAUCUCUCCAAGAUACUGUACCAACAGACCGGGUUGUGGUUUUGCAAGGUGGCUGGGGGAUUUUGGGAAAGGGCUCUUCAGGGGAGAUAUUGCUACGACUAACUUAUAAAGCAUAUGUGGAGGAUGAGGAAGACGACAAGACCGACUCCACUGAUACAGAUGCUUCAGAUGAUGAGUUGUCUGAUUCAGAGGAAUCAAGUGGUACUGAUGAGAAGGGUGAAAGAGAUGCUAUGAGUGAAAGAGAGUCAUUUAUGGAUGUUUUGGCAGCAUUAAUUGUUAGUGAAGAAUUCCAAGGUAUAGUGGCAUCUGAAACAGGGUAUGCCAAAACUUUGGGUGACAGCUUAAGUACAGGGUCUAAUGUUUCAAGGUCCAGUCCUAAUGUGGAACCAAAUCCUUCAAAUUCUGAUAGUUCUGAAGGUUCGACAGGGUUAGCCUUACUCUGGCUUGCUGUGAUUACUAGCAUAUCAAUCCUAAUUGCUAUCAAUAUUGGAGGUUCAAGUAUUUUCAAUCCUUGACAUGGUGUUGUGCUGCUUCCACGACAUAGAUUUGUUCUUCUCAAAGUAAUUCUUGAAGCCCCUCGUCAUAGAUUCCUAAUUUUGACUAUUUGACUUGGAUUAUGAUUUUUUUAAAGUACCAAAUACUUGCCCCCUUUGUUUUUUAGUUCUGAUGUUCCUUAGCCCUAUCACAUCUGUUUAUCCAUUUGAUGUGUGGUUUUGACUGCAUGCUUAUGCAUGUUUCGGCUACGAGAACUGGACCAGAGUUUUUGGAGGCCGCAAUUAAUGGCCAGUAACAUACCUUUGAAUUAAUUUGCAAUGCUUUGCAACUCCAGUCUCCUGAAUAUUGCUCCCCUUAGAAUUUAAUGAUGAGAAAUCAAAAGUUAAGCAAGACCUUGUGACGAAGAAACGUGAUCCUUUAAGUUUUGGAUGAAAUAUAACAUAUAUGCAUUUCAAUGUCAA
Messenger RNA from Neltuma alba, 2846 nucleotides. Its product is annotated as extended synaptotagmin-1. The transcript has 8 exons. Gene Ontology annotation, molecular function: lipid binding. NCBI's taxonomy places the organism in Eukaryota, Viridiplantae, Streptophyta, Magnoliopsida, Fabales, Fabaceae. The record is from RefSeq and is a predicted model, not a curated record. The coding region runs from base 372 to 2405 and encodes 677 amino acids.